Molecule: messenger RNA, 16156 nt
Organism: Odontomachus brunneus
Lineage: Eukaryota; Metazoa; Arthropoda; Insecta; Hymenoptera; Formicidae
Exons: 12
Coding region: 1365-3980 (871 amino acids)
Source: RefSeq, a predicted model, not a curated record
GUUCGAGGGAGACGCGUCCGUCUUCCGCGUUGCGUACACGCACCAGCCGCACGGCACGUUGUGUGACGUUUCUCGUUCUCGCUCUCUCGUGCCCGUAGGAUAUUACUCGGAGACAAUAGUCGAGACCUGUGUCCGUAUACACGACGUCUGUACACACCUCACCCCACACACACGCACACAUACACACACACGUACACCACGCACGCACACACACAUAUACAUACAUACACAGACACGCACAGAUCGCAUACGGAGACGUGGCGGGAAGUCGGUGCUCCGAAACGACCUUGCGUACGGCGAAGCGCAAGGUCAUCGGACGAAAACAGAGCACGCGUUCGUUUACAUACACACGUACACGGAUAUCUGUGCGGUACAACGUAUCGUCCGCGCGGCGAAAAGAUAGAUACACGGGGGAGGGAGGGAGAGAAAGCGAAGAAAAAGCUCUCGCGUCUCUCUGGGCCGCUACUCGCCGGCUUUCCACGGCCACGAAUCGAUACCACGCGACCGUCGUCGUCGUCGUCGUCGUCGUCGCCGUCGCCGCCGUCGUCGUUAUCGUCGUCGUCGUCGUCGUCGUCGUCGUCGUCGUCGUCGCUGUCGUCGUCUGUGCCUCUCUCUCUCUCUCUCCCUCUCUCGAGCGCACGAGCCUUAUUUCGCUCCACGACUUGUUCCUCGUCGCCGUGCCUCUCGUCUCGUGCCCGUCGGCCAGCCCGCAGGGCCGCCCGGGAGAAGGCAGGACCGCGCGCGCUUCUUCCGCAAGGACCGCGGGAAAACGCGCGCGCCCGCGAGGACGACGCUCGAUGACAGGUGUAUCUCGGAGUGAAGCCUCGGUGUGCGCGACGUGGCCCGGAGCAGCCCUGCGACAGGGAAUGUUGACGACGGUGGCCGUCCGUUUGUUCCGUGAGCUGCCGUGAAAACACGUCGGAGAGGACGUCUCGAUGCUCCCGCAAUCCCCUCGGGCGGGACAGUGAUCUCGCGCGCGCGCGCGCGCGACGACGACGAUCCGCGACACGCCGGGCCACGCACGACCGGCUCCGCUGUGAAAACUGUACAGUGAACCGGUACAGAGUGACACGUGACUCAGUCUGUUCUCCGCAAUUGUCUCACGCGUGUGUUCUGUGGCGGACGAACUGGCAGGUGGCCGACGUGUGAUCGACGACCGUCUAUCAGCGAGAACAUCUACGAGGACCGCAGUUCAGCCUGGUAUUCGUCGUAAGAUGUAGUGAAGCCAGUCGGAAGGAGGUUACGUCCGGCGAAUCGAAUUCACGGUGCAAAUUGGUGCGUUGGGAAGCAGGGAGGCUGUGAUGAAGGAAGUCGGCUAAAAAGGAGCCCCGCGUCGCGCAAGCGUCGGUAGGAGUAUAGGAAAGAUGCCGCUUUCCUCGAGAGUCUUAUUAAGCCCGCUGCUGCUUCUAAUCAUCGCAGGAAGCACCGGCGUCUUCAGCUUCAAGCAAGGAGAAUGCUUGUUCCCACUGAGUUGGCAAGGCGCGUGGUUCCAAAGUGGCGUGAGGCAGCCGGUAACGAUAUCCAAGGACGAGUUAUCCAACAAGGGCAAGUGCUUGUACAACGAAGCCGACAAGUUCGUUUUAGUAGAUCAGAGGUCAUGCUACCGCUGCAUCGUCAUUCACGAGAAGCACGCCAACGUUCUCCAGUACAAAGAGACUUUUUGCCACGAUAGAACCACUCUGGAUUUUAUCUGCUCGUAUAUUACGGGGGAUGCAAUGCUGUACUCAUUGUUCCGCGAGGACGCACCGACGGUGACGUGUCCCUUUCGCGGACCCAUGACCUUCUCGUACAAUCGGGGCCACGGUAUGUGCUCGAACCCGCCGAGCAGCAUCGACAUCUGCACGGACGAUAGCAAGCUCAUCUUCAAGUACCAGGCCUGCCCGGACGUAUACGCCUCGGAGAGCUCAGAGGAGGAGUUGGAAUGUCUGGCCACCUGGAAGGAGGGCAGCAGCCGUUACCUGGUCGGCCGUCUGCAUCACGGCCACUCGUCCAGCAACGAGGAUCGAUUCCGAUGCUUCGUUUACGAGAGGGCCAGCCAGGCGAUGCAGGGUAACCUGAACAGAGCCGAGGUAGACGUGGACGCUAUAGAUCACGACGUCGACCUGCUGGACGGACCGGUGCUCGAGGGCGAGGUAUACCGGCUGGCGCAAAGCGGCGACGCGACGUGCAACGGUCUGUUCAGUCCGAUGGAGGGCUCGCGCACGAUGAUGCUGAAGAAGGCCACUUCGCCGGGUGAGUGCCGAUUCCCCAACUGGCUGACCGGACACUCCAGUGGCGGGCUGACCUGGCACACUCUGGAUUUGGCGAGGUCCUACACGUUUCAUACGCGCAACGCGUCCCUGCACAUCACGAGAUUGAACGCGACUUCGUCGAGGCUCGAGAGUCCCAUGGACAUUGCCGGGCAAGAGGAUCAGGACGUGAAGAUCCUGUGCAACAUCAUAAAGCAGUCGAACGGCGCGCAGACCAUGACGAUGGCGAUGCUCGUGGUACACUUCACCGUCGGCUGUCGGAGCGGUUUUAUGUGCAUGACAUUCUACCGAAGAGACGGCCACGUGAUCGAGGUGCAAACGGGAAAUGCGGUAUCUAAACCGGAAGAAGCAUGCAGCCCGCGCUAUUUUCAGCAGCGCAGUAUACCCUUCCUCACCCUAGUCACAAGUUCCCCGGAGCCACGUAACUGCCCCUACCUGGGCAAAUUCACGGUGACGGAGGUGUAUCAGAGUCAACGAAACACGCGCGAGAGCCGCAAGGGCCAGCAGCAUCAAGAGCCACCGUUGGCGGCGCAUCACGACGGCGAGAAGGUGCGUCACGCUCAAGAGAGGAACGAAGACCGGCGAGGUCGGAAGCUGGAUUACGAGGUGGAGAAACGACGGGCCAACAACGAGUACCUAGUCCACGAGAGGAUGGGUCGGCGAGCGCGCUCGAAUCACGGCAGCAACCGCGGCCACAAGGAUUACAACGUUCUACCGGCGGAAGAGGUGUCGUCGUGGCGGUCCUCGGAGCUGGAGGACCUGCUGAGAGAGCGUUCCUCGCGAUCGAAGGUCAGGAGGUCGGGCGGCGACCUGGAGAGCUCGCGGUCCAAGACGAUUAGCUUGCGUCGCGUCAUCGAGCACCUCGAGAAACGCGACACGAGGUACGCGGAGGAUCUCGAGGGCGAAGCCGGAGAGAUCAAAGAGGACGCGACGGUGAGCAAGAAAAAGACGAGAACAACGCCAAAAUACAUCGAGGUGGAUUACAGAGAGACGAUGAACAGAUCGAGGAGAUAUCCGAAAGUCGAGGAUUUUCAACCGGACGCGGAUGGACAGUCGUUCUGGCCCGCCGAUAUCGACGAUUCGUGGACCAGCAGCACGCUGCAGGUGCCUGACGAUUAUUUCGGAGAUUAUCUGGAGGCCGGUGAGAGCCUGCCGCGUAAGAGAUCGGCAGAGAGUCCGGCUAACAAAGGUAUGACCUAUAAGGAUCUUGUGAGGAUGAAGAGGGAGCUCGAGGAGCAUGAAAAGGACGACGACACCAUGGAAAGGCGAGAGAAGAGGGACGAGGUUGACUUGAGGUGCGACUCCGAGGUGACGACCUUAACCGUGGGCUGCUCUACGGCAGACAGGAUGGAGUUUCAAAGUGACUGCGUCGGCGAGAACGCGGCUAUCACCGCCUACUCCUGCCACGGUAGAUGGUUCGACGCUGAGGGCACGCAGUUCGUGAUCGCCACCCCGUUGGUGCGCAGAACGGCGUGGUCGAGCGAGAACAACAGGCCGCAGCCCUACAGGAACAGCCGUAGACUGUGCUUCAUGUACAAAGAGAGCGGCGGAGUUGUCAGUUUGACUGCCAGCCCCGUGGCUUGUCAGAGAGGCAUCCCGCCACCCCCGCCGUUGUUGGCCUUCAACGCUACCAGCACCGGUCAAUGCAUGAAAGCGAAAGGCGGGCGGAUCGGCCGACCGACGUACCUGACGAUCGUCCUGCUGACGGCGGUCGCUGCGAUAUUUAGGUGAUUCUAAUCGAAAGCAUGACCUACUCAAAAUCAGCCAAGGACGUGACUCAACAGCGGUGUCGGACACUCACGAGGGAUACUCCUGACGCGAAGUUUGGUCGCGGCGCGACGCCAUAAGACCGGCGGUCGAUGGUGCGCCCGAGCUAACGCUAACGGGGGAGAAGCUGAAGAGGGCGAAGAGAGUGCGAUUUUCGGCCGCAAAUGAGGAAGAGACGCGGGAGAAGACAGGAGAAGCCGUCGACAGGUUCGGAUGCAUUCGUGUUCGCGGCUUCUGUUAGUUUCUUCGAGCUGUCGGGAGAAAUUCGCGCUCGUGCGAUCGUCGUAUGGGGAGCGAGCGAGCGAGAAAGCAGCCACCAACCACUCCCUCGUCGUCGUCGUUGUCGUCGUCGUCGUCGUCGUCGUCGUCAUCGCCGUCAUCGCCGCGGAGAAUCGGACGGAUAAGAAUAGGAAGAGGAGGAACGACGUAAAUCAGUGAUCGCCGAGUUCUCGAGAUCGACGCUCCCGGCUCCUUCGAUCUCGAGGAGAGGAAUUGGGCAGGAGCGUGGUUUGUAAACGGACAAUUUGCGACGGUAACGUGCGCGAGCCGAGAGCGAUGAGGGGAGAUCGAGCGUGAGUUUUCCCUGGCCAGUAGCUUUUUUUACCGGAUGUAGGGCGCGUUAGGCACUAGCUAAUUGAAGUCGGGUAACGCGAAAGAGUUAUUAAGCGAUUUUUAUGGUUAGACCAUAUCACAAUAACGGUGUCGCGACGAUCGGCGUGAGUCUCGAGAUCAAGGACAAAGGACGCGAUUCGUCAGAGGAUCGAUCGUCAAAGUCCUCUCUCGUUCUAGCCAGUAAGAAGCGCGAUUGUUACUUUUUAAGACGGACACAAAGAGAGCAAGAAAGAAGGAAGAGAGGGAAGGGAGAAAGAGAGAUACUAUAUGAAGAGACUAUAUCCCCUCGAUAAGUGCAAAAAAGGCGAGAGAGCAUGUACUUGGUAAAUAUUUUCUUCGCCGGGCGAACGCUCAUUUCUUUGCUCAUUCUCGGACACGUACCCUUUCAAUAACUACCGAGUAAUCGACGACACCUAAUAAUUAUAUCGAUAAUUACAUGUAAUUACUCGCGGUGAGUACCACGCCGUCGUUCUUCGAGCGAGAGCUCCUCGCCUCGAUCUGACGAAGGAUAAAGGAAAGUGCGAUCGCCGGUGAGCUGUUCGGUGAGAAGCAGCGGAUGACGAGUGACGAGCGAUGCAUCGCGUACAGAUGAAAGAACAGAGCCCUAAUUUUAGGUGGCACAAUAUGAUAAAUGGGUCGUGUUACUUUCUGCCGUGGAUUAGCCGAGGAUCGAGAAGGUGGAGAAAGAUCGUCAGACGUGGCGAGGAACACGCAGGAAGGAUAACAAUGGUCUUGCGCAAAAGAAAUCUACGCAAAAGAAGUCUUGAGCAAAAGAAAUCUACGCGCGAGACAUGUAAAGUCAUUUUGGAUAAAGAUAGUUACGUCAUCACGGUGAUGAAUUGGAGAUGCCGCGGCUUCUUCUCCUGCCUGAUCUCUCGUGGAUUUUCGCCUUCACCUGGCUCCAAUUCUGAGCGGCACCGAUGUGCGCUAGUGUGCCUCUUCGGGAUCCACGAUUCACCGCACUUUUCUUUAUUCACGCGUCGAGAGUCCGCCGAGAAAUCGCGAUGCGUCCUUCCGCGCGGAAGGCAGAGACGAACGAUCUCUCGAUGCAACGUUUUCGCCUCUUUCCGUAUGUGAUCACCUGACUCUAAGUUCCAGUAAGUUCCAAUUGUUCAAGACGGUUUCUCGGAGGAUCGCGCGCGACACGUCAUAGUGACAGGCGAAUCCGACGGGGUCUUGGUUUCGCAAGAGCGAUCGGUUGGUGGGAUCGCGACGGGAUAUGUGCACGGACGACGUUUCUCCGACGAGCCUCUUCGGCGCGAACGUUAACGUAAGCAAUAAGCAAUAAAGACACACGACAUGUCAUACAGAGGACACGCGCGCACAGACAGGAACACAUACAUAUACACAUGUACGCGGCAGUGGCACGCUCGGGAGGGAGAACGGUGAUAACGAGGAGGAUUUCGCGCGGAUAUAUCGGAGGUAUCGAGCGCGGAAACGUUAAUCCGAAGCAACUCCAUUAAUCAGUUCCGAUUCUCGCGAUUAGUGACGAGGAGGAAGGCCGAACGCGACGUGUAGGAGACGCUAUGAUAUUAUUGUAACUAAUACAGAGUCUAUAUAUUAUAUUAUUGUACAACCAUCUUUGUAAUAAUUAAGUCGUAAUCGAGUGACGAGAGAAGUGUAGAGGGGGGAGGGGGGAAAGACAAACCAAAGAAAAAGUUAGGGAUGGCAGUGAGAAAGAAACGAGCGUGAGUGUAUGUAAGAGGGGAUGCGUGCACGUGUGUGAAAGAUAAAGAGAAAGUGCGAGAAUGAGAGAAAGAAAGAUAGAGAGAGGGUGGGGGAGAGAAAAGAGAGGGGGCAAGAAAAAGAGCGAACCAUAGAAGAAGCCAAUCGCUAUUUUAGCACUUUUUCAAUCGCGUUGUACGUAGUUUCUACGCCGAUUACGAUUUUCGUCGGAUUUCAUUUGAGCAGUCAGCGACGCUGACGAGACCGAUCCUUGAGGAAGGAAACCAAGCUCGACGGACGCGAGGAGGAUGUCCCGACCGGACCGAGUCACUCGUCAUUCGUUCAACGCUUAAUUAAAUAUUUCUACCUCGAUUAUAUAAUACAGUGAUAUUCUUCCAGGAAUUUGGCCGGAGCUCGCGUUAAUCGCGCGCUAUCAUCUUUGCGUCCGCGCCACCGAUCGACCGUCCAUCGUCAGGACGUUAUCCGUCGCGUGCCGUUUUACGUUUUGGCGCUCGCUCAAGGAUCCCUCUUGGCCGGCGCGCUUCGUCGGGCAAAAUAACGUCUCCGUUUCAGGGUUCUCAGAAGAGAAGGAUCGAUCGACUUUUCGUUGUCCUCCCUUAAACGGGUAUUACGCCCGCGGUACGCACCGUACCCGGCGGACAUUGCUCGUCCGUCAGUAACGCACAGCAACCGUGAUUGGCGCGUGCCGCGCGAGUGGCGCGUUCUCAUUUUUUCACCAACAGGUAGGACUACUUAGACUACUUAGGACACUUAGCGGUUAGCACACUUAGAAAAAGCUAUAAUGUACCUACGAGUGCAGCGUAUAUUAGCGUAUACACCGACGAAGUAGAUAAGAUCGAGUCUAGCCGUUAAGACUUCUCUAGCUUCUUAGGGAUAAUAAGCUCAUUGUGACAGCAAUCAGACGACGGUGCCCCGCGGUCGAACCACGACACGGUACAAUCUCCACAAUCCCCGAUCGUCUCCACGAUCGUUCAAUCUCGCGUCCGACGACGCGUUCCGUGAUAACUCUCGAGAUCUCGACGGAGCGACGGAGCGUGCGACCGUCACGCUGAGGAAACGAGACUGUACGAAUUUUCGCGACGCAACAGCGAUUUAACCCGCUCCUUCGAGAAUUUUACGAAAAUCAGGCGAGAUUUAAUGUCGGUCCUCUCGGAAGACGAAUUUUCUCUCGAAGGAGCGAGUCGCGGACCGUCGUGUACUCCCCUCCCGGCCCCCGUUGAUUUGUGGCGGGAAAUAGCGUGCGAAAAAUCGCGGCGUGUUCCGAGCAUCGCUCAAUAGUGGCGAACGAGCGAGACGUAUUAAUUGCGAAGUAUGGAGUCUAAUGGAAUUGUUGUGCGCGGAUGAGUGCGUCGAAUUAGGUUUAUGCACCGAGUGAUGUCCGCGACUAUACAGCCAACCUGCUCUAGAAUAGAUCCCGAUUGUUACUAGCGGUUUGUCGUGCUCGACGAGAAGAAUAAACGUUUAUUUUCCUUCAGACAGUGAAUUGUCAAAACGCGAAUAUUCGCGUUGACCCGAAAUCAUUUAUAUCUCGUGUGUGUUGCGGCGGAUUUCUUAAAUUAUCCCACCUACAUUGUGCCGGAGAAAACAAGACAAAGACGCGCGAGUAUAAACAUAUUUCGAUCGCAUAUAUAUACAUGUUUUGUUUUCAUAUACUUCUGUUUGCUUUCCAUGACUUUCGUUACGCGAAGGCUAUGGAAUGCACGCAAUAAUCAGGUUAACUGGCGCUGGACGCAAAUAAAAACGCGGAAGAAGGAUUCGCGAUACUAAAGAAAGAACGAAAAUGACAAUCCGAACGCUGCUGCGGCGCGUUUCACCUCAUGACUCUUCUCAAUUCUGAUUGUUUACAUUUGAGAUUGAGUAUUGUUUUAGAACAACUCGUUGACGAGCUGCUGCAUUUCGUUAUUCUCCGACGAUUUAAUUCGGCAUAUCACCUCCGUGAAGAAGAAAAUACCUUCAUAGCACAGGAAACGGUGAAAUAUUUCGAUCAUCGGUCGUAAAUAAUCUGUUUUCCUUGGAGGAAUAUUUAUACGUCACACAAUAACGAAAGACGCGAGAUCGUAACCUGUACGAACGAACGCUCGAAUAUUCUAUUAUUUUCGAUUUGCCCGACGCAAACAACGUCGAGGGAUUCGAUAAUUAUCGGAGCAUCCCCAAACAUCGUUACCAACCAACCGCCUCCGCUCGCGCCUGCCGCUUCCACCCUCUCACUAUCUCUCUCUCUCCCUCCCCUCCUCUCUCUCUCUCUCUCUCUCCCUUUUCCUCUCGCGCGCUAUCUGUUCAUCUCUCUUGCCAAACAUUAUGCGCGUCGCUUAAUGAGAUUGAUGCAAUCGUCCGAUGCAUUUAAUCCUGCCAAUUUACAUUGCGUCCUAAUAUCGUGCGCGAGCAUUUCGCUAAUGGAGUCGCUAAUGAGAAACAGAAACAUCCUCUCCGCGUGUUGUUUUCGAUAGAUUAGACAAUCGCCAGCAGAAAAUUGCUAUCGACACUCUCUCUCGUCUCCCGCCCCGAGAAAAUUCACACCUCGUUCAUAUUCCGUGAUUGUUUGAUUUUCAUCCUUCCGCAUGACAAUUGUGCGAUGCUUUGAGAUAUACGAGAAAAAUGUUAUAGUAAAAAUUACAACAGAAUUUUCUUUUUAUAAUCUUGGACUAUAGAAAGACUGUGACUGAAAUUGAUAUAUAUUUACUUAAAAGUAUCACGCGAGUUUAUCUUUUUUUUUAUAAAAUUAUUGUAAUUACUUGAACGUUUUAUUGCAUAAUAUGACUAAAUUUUAUUACAGUAAAGAAGAAAUUUUGCAAUUUUUAUGCAAAUAUUGAAUACAGAAGCAGCAUGUUAUACUACAUUUAUAACGAAAAUUGCAAUACAUGAAUAUUAAAUUAGUAAAUUUUAAGAUACAACUCAUUGGGCUACAAGUAUUAUUUAUAUUUAUAAUUUUUAAUCCCAUAGCACAUAGCCUAAUUUAAAAUAAACAUUGCAAUAUUUAUAUAGUGAUAUUUAUAGCUUCGGAACUGGCGUUAUUGCUGGCUUUCUCAUUAGAUAACUUUAAUAUCUCAUUAGAUGAUAUCUCUCCCUCAAAGUCAAAUUCUAUAAACCAUCCAAUAUUGCCGUAUCUGUAUCGAGAUUUGUAUCAUAAUCGGCCAAGUGUGGAUAGGGGGUGCCGUAUAAAAAAUUAAUACGGUGAUACGCUAUGGCCAUGAUCGACCUGAGUCGGUAUUUUGCCAUCACAUCAAAGAAACGAUACGCGAUAAGAACACAGUCAGUGUGAAUGCUAUUUAUCUCAUAAUCCCGCAUAAAAACAAUGUUCAAUUAAAGAUAUUGGUGUAUUAUGAAUAAAAAAAUAAAAAAGAUAUACACAUCAAAGAUACAAAUACGACAUACAGAUACGAAUUGAAAACUAAAUCUCAUCAUAGUAUCAUAAUACUCUAUCAAUAUCAUGAUCUAAUACGCGAUAUGGUUAGGUUGCAGCCGCACGCCGCUGCAAGGUUACGAUGCAAGUCUGAAUAUAUCUUAAGUACACGUAACCGAUUCAAGAAAUUGAUUAAAUAAUUAUCUACGAUACACACAUGAAGAUCCUCAACAAUUUCUGGUUUUUUCCUUCACUACAAUCUCAACAAAAAUUGAUUGAUUGAAUCAUUUUCAUAUGUAUAUCUGCGCCACGAGAUACAACUGACAAUCUGUGUUGUAGUUAGCAACAUAUCUCUUGAUAUUUGUACAAUAUACUACAACGUUGGUAUGGUUUAGUGCAGUUUUACGAAAAAUAUUGUAAAAAGAAACAUAUUUUUUAAUGUAAUUUUUACUACAUUUUCCUCGUAUACAUAUUAUAGGAAUCUCUAUCGACAUCUUAUCGAUUAUACGAUACGACUGCGAAGUAUAUGGGAUCCAUCCAUCUGACGUGUAGAAAGUCGAUUUAAAAAACUAAAUCUUGAAGAAAAGAAAAAUGUCGAAACGAGCCCUUGCUACUUAUUUUCACCGCCAAAAUCAUUUAAUUUGCGCUUUUGUAUCCUCGGAAAUCGCGUAUUAACGGGGAAAAAUUCGAGUUUCAAGGUGCCCUCGAAAACUUCUCGUUUGAUUGUGUCCCGUUUAACAAGACAAAUUCACGGUUUGUUCCUAACAGCUUGCAUUCGUUCGAAUGCAAGCAACGCUCGACGAAGCUCACCGGUGCACAAUCUCCGGCCGAUAAGACGCGCUUCGCGAAAGCGCGCGCGGUUGAUUUCACCGCAGUGCGGAUGUGGCUUCGAAACCGAUGUGAAUACCGAACCAGGAUUAGAGCACGUUUAACCGUUCGGGCCGGCGCGGCGGGCUGGCGAUUAAUGAUUUUAUGGAAGCCCGUCUAAUGGGAUUAUCGGAUUACUCCCAUGCCGGUACGAGUGUUCGCGCGCGCGCGCGCGGUUUAUUACUCCCUGCGCUGCGGAUUAUACAUUCUCAUUCUUGAGAUCACGAUAUCCUGAUGUUAGCCCUCAAGAUUCCGGAUGCGUUCUUCGAACACAGAGUUGCAGCGAGGUCAAUCUCAUUGACGAAUUUUGGACGACGCGAACGCGACGUCGAAACGUCGACUCGCUGCUCCAACAAAUCGGUCGCACUUUGAAGACAGCGUGAGAAUCUCAAGUGGGUCUUUGUCUUUCUCCCUACUCUUUCUAAGGAGGGGCGAAGUGACACGCGGAAGUACUCGCAAUUUAUAUCGUCAUAAAAAAAUAUUUACGAUUAUAACUGUCCGGUCUCGCGAUAUCACUAAACACGCGACGCUUUAUUUCAUACAGCUUCCGGAAAUGGAUCCGUCGACUUUCCGCGCCCCUGGAUCGAUAGUCCGAUAAAAUUCUGCCCGCCCGGCCGUUCGAAAACAAUCCACGCUUAUUUCCCUUCGUGAAGCUCUUUGUAUAUACCCUUCUAUUCUUGUUGAAAUCGCGCGCAUAUCCGGCCUGCGAAAAGAUGAAAAGAGUGUCGGGGAUAUCCGGCCCGCCGCGAGACGACUCGCAUCGACGUGCAUCGCGUCAACCCUUCGUUAUCAAAAAUGAUCCAUCGUCGAAAGGUCACCGCAAGAGAUGCAGGGAGAGCGAGAGAGAAAGAAAGAGAAAGAAUCUAUAUAAAAACUGAUAAAAUCUAGCCACUGAGCAGCGAACUAUAAAAAAAAAACUUAUAGAUUAAUUACAAUAUUCAUCGUCCCAAUGUGAAAAAAUAUUUCUGUUUAAAAAACUGCAGCCAAACUAAAUUUCCAAAAACCGGACGAAAAUUAACAUGGAUUGCGUGAUUGGUGUUAAAAUUUACUCAUAAACAGAGAAACCAUCGUAGUAAAAAUUACAAUAAUUUUUUUUGUUUUAGUUAUAGUAUAAUUAUAAAAAAAUUACAGAAAAACAUUUUUGCAAAAAAAUAAUUUCAACGUAACUUUUACCACAAUAUUUCCUCUGUGUAUAAAUAUCGCUUCUUGGUUACGUAACAAUGUAUAUCGCGUGAAAUAAGGAAAGAGUUCACUUUAGCGUUUCGGCUGCUCGAUUACAUUACCGCUCGAGAGACAUUCGAAGAUGAUUAGAGCCCGAAAAACGACCUAUUCGCCUCUGAUAUAUAUCGGUCCUGUCCAUGAGGGCACACGCGCCGUCCGCGACUUGAAAACCGUCGUUGUCCGGAGAUUAGAGUGCCUCCGGUGCCAUAUGGGGAAACGGCGAAACUUCCCCCAAUCUGUAGAAGGUAACGACUCCCGCGUGUGUGCGGAUGAGAGCCGCGAUGCGUCUCGAUUACGAGUACAAGGGGGAAGAAAAAUGCGACUCGCUGAUAGCCCGCGUUUUUCACGGCUCAGAUGCCGGAAAGUUCUUAAGCGUCAUUGUGCCGCGGAUUUAACCCUCCGCAGUGGUGGACGCGAGCGGUGGGCGAACUCUUUCCAAUAUCGUGCCAAGAAAAUUCUGAUCCUCGCAUUUGCCGCGUGCCCAGCUCGAAGAAGGUAUUUUAUUAACUCGUCCCGUCACACGCAUGAAUAACGUUAGCUGACGAAUUCGAAACGCGUGAGUAGAGAGUCUCUUAUUUCUCAUUUAUUAGAUGUGUGCGAACGCAUGUGCGCGUUCGAGACGUCGGGAGAUGUACUCUUCCUGUUUCCUUUCUCUUUAUUUUUUUCUAAAAAAUCGCAUCACUACAAGGGAUGUUGUCCUUUCCUUUCCCUCUUCGCGACGUGUCUACCUGACAAACGCGAAAGUCGCCAAGACAAGGCAGAAAUUGAUUAGUUCCCGUUACCGCGCCACUUUCCAAACGCGACGUCACCCUCCAAAGAAACACAACGUCGUCCCCACAGGGAGUCGACAUAAAAAAUACGGUCUCUCCGAACACGCGGAAUAUAGCUGCGCCACGAGACAUUCGCAAACUCGGAACACGCCGUCGCCGCCUCCCUCCCGAAUAGUCGCACCCUCCGUCGUCCUCGAGGACGUUUUCAAUCAAGGGACAAUCAUCCCUCGACGAGCAAUCGAAGUUCUAUCGGAUCACCCCGCCGUUUCGUCCUGCGCGACGAGACACGCGACUAGAUUCGUCCCCCUCCCCUUUUCCUACCACACAUGUCCUUAUUCGAACAACGACAGGAAUAACUUCCGCCACCCUCUCGGCGAUGGCCGCCGAAUGCACGUACGACAAGUGUGAGAGGUCUCGCGGGAGAGGUGUAAUAACAAUAACGCCACCCUGUGUGUAUCUCGAACAAGAUUGACUAAUGCCCCGGCGUAAGUGAUUGGUUCCGAUAUUAAUUCCGAUAUUGGUUCCUUCAUAUUGAUCUCAACAAAUUAUUUCCACCGCGUUCAGAUUUUUAUUAAUGUUUUUGUCAGUGAGAGAAAUGAGAUCUUUUCACUGUUGAUAAUUUAUUUAUUAUUAUUGCUCACUAUUAUUAUUAUUAUUAUUAUUAUUAUUACUUGUUUCUCUGUACUAGUCCCUUUUGCUUUUUUGUAAAUGAGAUGAACACAAGCUCGUUAUAAUUUAUAUGCAUUGUAUUUCUCGUUGAAAUAUAACUUAUUUUAUUUUGGAUGAUUUUUUAUCUCAGAUUUAAUUUACUGAGUGCGUUGUUGUUGCGAGAAAUUAGAAGAGGAAAUACACAUUUUUGAGAUCAGCAUGAGGGACUGAUUCGACAUUAAGAAUCUCGCGCAGGGUGCGCGGUCAGCGCGACCAAAAUAGGUCAUUGGAGUGCGUCAUGCGCGUAUAUCAAGAUUUCGGCAUAUGUAUAUAAAUGUAAUACUUGGUGUGUGCACAUAUUAUGCGGUUGCGUCGAACGACCACGCAUGUUCGACAAGCGCGAGUGUAUAGCGAGCAUGAGAACCGCGGGGUAAUCUGUAAAAGAAAGCGACGUGAACCACCGUCGCUCGGUAUUCCGUUCUCGUACGCUGAAAUCCGGCGAUUGGAUCGAAAUGGAUUAUUCAGUACGAAUAGUUGGGGCGGAAUCGAAAAUCUGCUAUUCUGAUAUUAGCGCGAAAUUUCGACAAUGCGCUGUAACGCGAGGAAGAUCACCAUCGAGAGCGGGUGAUCCUGUUUCGCGGGAAUAAUGCACAGUGAAAUGCGGUGCAACGAUUUAAAAUUUCUCAACGUUUUACGAUAGAGCAAGAAUUGAUAAAAUCAGAAAAGAAAAACACACAUAAUAUAUCGGACAAAUUCUCGGAAAUAUAAAAGUAAAGUAAAUAAAUUUUACAAAUCACGAAUAAAUUUUGCAUACGGGUUCUCAUAUUUCCGUCAUCUUGUUUUCGCGAGCACGGUUUUACGAUACUCCUGUUACUUUAUUCAUCUCCCGUGGACUGCUGUUACGUUUAACCGACUCGGAAUGAUAUAAGGAGAUAAAUGGAGGGUCAGAUCGCCCCCAAUUUUCGCGCUGGAUAAUCUAUCGCAGGCUCGUCAAGAAGUUCCGCCAUUGGCGCGACGAGAGGAAACUGGAUACAUGAUCGCUUCGAAUUUGCAUACUCUCUCGUAGCGUAGACCUCAUUCGCUUACGCCAAUUGUCGAAGUAAAGCGGCGACGAUCGGCAAUCGUUGUCGCAACGCAAGCAGUUUCCCGAGUGAUUUGCUUCUCUCUUCCGAACCAAAUUCAGGUCACAAAUGAGCAACCGGAAGGUCCCUUUCUCUGUGUUUGCUGAAUACAGUUUAUAUCGUAUAUUCAUGGAAAUGUCGAAGCGGCAUUAAUAAUGGAACAAGCGACUUUCCUGCUGACAAACAUAACACAAACGUAAUAAGAAUCCGCUCAAAGGUAUCUGAUACGAUAAUAACGAAUGAUGUAAAAGCCUGUCUAUCUUUACGACUUUAAUAUAAAUCCAAGAUACGAGUACGUUAUGGACGAUCGAUGAGAUUCGCGAAAAAAUUCCGUUUCUUCGUUCCUAAUGAUUUAUAGCGACGAUUUUUCGUUGCAGAGAUAAAAAAACAAUGUCUUGUGUGGAGCCUUAUUAAUCUGCAAUAUCGGAGAGAUUAAACACGAACUAUGAUCUCGAAUGAGCUUACAUUUUCGAGGUAGACACCGUGCGUAUCGAUUUCUAUCGAAUACGGGUACCGAGUCGGCCUUUUCACACGCGCGAACGCGAAACGAGCACGUCGGUGCCAUUUACGGUCUCACAAUUUUCCGCCACCUUGGCUGCCGUUUCUCCUCCGGCUUUAAUCGCUUUGCACGACAUCGUCCCGACAAUACGAAUUGAUGAUCGAAUGUAAAAUCGAUCGUUCACGUUUCGCGUGCCGAAUAUUCGACUCAACCGAGUCCAUUAAGAACGCACAUUACGUACCAUGUCUGACACUUUAAAUCGAGCGGCUCGAUUAUACAUGUAUACGUACAUAUAUAUAUAUAUAUAUAUAUAUCGUAAUCGUACGUAACGAACAAUCACGGAUACGGCAACUCGUUACUGACGAAACAGUCCGCGAAAUGAGGAAAAGUAAUAUUUUAUAUUAUCUCCGCUUACACAAACAGAAAAAAUCUCAGUUCGUGCUUCGUCUCGGUGCACGAACUUUUUUUCAUAUUUAUCCCCACUUUGUAUUUUUAGCUUCCGACGAAUCUUUGGACGAACGUUUAAUCGCGAGUAUCCGUGCGCUAUUCUCAGUGAGCUCAUCUCUUCUACGUGACUACGAUAUUGAUUAAAUAACUAAACAUCGCAUCAGCUAUCAUGAUCCAAUUAUCCUCGAAGCGCGACACUGUUCAACAGCGGCACGGAAAACAAUAUCGAGCGCAGCGUGGAAUGAAGUUUGGCAAUGAGAUUGGCGAAAAAAAAAUACGAUUUAGUAGUUUGUCGUAUGAAUGGUAAAAGCAAUACUGAGUACGUGGACGCGUGCAUGAUAUUACGAUGUAAUAGCGUGUAAAUCGUGAGAAAAGAAGGAUACGUGUGUAAGCUACUUGUGCCUUGUAACAAACUAUAUAUGUAUAUGUAUAUACGCAACACACGAGGGAAGAAAACCGUAAAUAUACAUUAUAUAUAAAUAUAUGGAUACACGCGACAUACAAACACACAAAAACACAUAUACACACAACUAAUCACGCGCACAAAAGAAACAUAAAACAAACGAAUGAGAGACACACUCUUACGAUAAGCUAUUUAAACAAUCGUUGCCGUCUCUUCUGAAACAAAAACCCCCUCUCAGAAUUUCAUUGCAGCGCCCGCAGAGAGAAAGAGAGAGAGAGAGAGAGAGAGAGAGAGAGAGAGAGAGAAACGGAGUAAAUGAUGAGAGAAGAAAAAAGAAAUGAAAAAAAGAAGAUAUGUUGUUGAAUAAAAUAGCAAUAAUCGAAUUUCAGACUGAAUUAUGAUUGAAUAUUAUACCGCAAGUCUUUGUUGUCGCGGCGGCGACGCGCGAGCGUGUUAAUUAUUAUAAAUACUGUUACACAGUGUCUUGCUACAACUGGGGAGAUUAAAAUAAAAUCUCGAAGCUCGA